UGUCAAUCGUGUUAGCGCGAAUAUAAUAAAUACUGUUGUAGAAUAAACAUUUUCAGUAAUUCUUGAUUCUUGUUAUCUAGUAUUUUCUGGCUGUGAUGUAAGAUGGAUAAAUCAAAAUUAAACGAGAUGGUGAAGGCAUUACAAGAUGCUCAUAUGUAUGAAGAUAACAUGACUGAACAAGAUAUGCAAGAGAUUUAUAAAGUAAUAUCAGAUUCAAAAGAUACUGCACAAGAAGAAUCCCGAAAAAAUAAUGAAAGUGAUGAAGAUAUGUUCGAAGAACCAACCAUUCAAACUUUAACUAACGUCAAAAAUGUAGAUAUAGAGAUUACACCUAAAAAUAAAGAGAGCAAAAGUGUAUUUCAACCAAAAACUUGGACAUUCGACAAAAAACCUUUGGACGUAGAAAAUGUAUCCACAGAAGAACAUAAAGAAGAAGAUCCCCCUGAGGAUGCCACAAAAGCUAAUAUUAGAUUUGAAGAUAUGUUAAACCCCAGUGAACCAAUGCUCAAAAUAAUUUAUCAUCCAAAGCAAUUUACUAAUAUUCAAAACUGUCAGAAAUUUUUAAAGGCAGACGUUCCUACAAAAGCAAUGAUGUUAUAUAGCUACCACACUAACAUGGAAAGAUUAAGAUCCAAGUUAGCUAGGCAAUCAUUUUGUACAGUUGCUAUGCCUAAACCCAUUAUUUUGAAGGAACAAGUGAUCCCUUCCCUCGAAAGGGAUGAUGACUUUGAGGAUACUUAUAUUAGUAGAUCUGGCCGCCAAACAAAACGAAAAUGCUACUAUACUGAUGAUGAAAAUGUCCUGGAAGAAAAAACCCUAAAUUCAUCUAAUAAAAAACAAAAGUCCAAGAAUGAGGAUGAACAGGAGUGGGUUUCAAAAACAAAAUCAGCUAGCAAAACAGUGGCCAAGAAAUUAGAUUUAACACCAAAGUUAGAUUCUCAGAAAUUCAUGGAGAUUGAACCAGUCGAAGAUGAGAAAAAAGAGGUUCAAAAUGAUGAUAAGAAGGAAGCAGCUAAGCCCAAGUCAAAGAAACUUACAAAUACGGAAAUUAUGAAUAGGUCAUCUUUAUUUGCAGAGCCUCCCAAAAGAAGAACGCCGCGAUGUGAACUUAUGUUUGAUAAACUAAAAGAAGAAAACGUUAAAAAGCAAAAGGAGGAAAAAGCACUGGAAAUAUUUGAAAAAAGUUUAGAUAUGGAUGCGGACGAUAGUCAGUCUGAUAGUCAAAAAGAUGAAGAUAUCAUUAGUAUUGUAGAGGAACCAGUAAGGCGUCGUGUCAUUCCCACUAUACCCACAAAAAGAAGACCUAUUGGUAACCGGAAUAAACAACAGCAAACAAAUAAUCCUUCACCACUUAACAUAACUAUCGAAUCUGCUUCAACUUCAGUUCAAAAGCAAAAGGUAAAUUCUAGCGAUGACAUCCUCGAUAGUAGGAUCGUAUCAAGUAGGACUCGACAUAAUGAUACAUCUGCCGUUAAAGAAAAUGGCGUGACAGUUUCUUCCUCAACAUCAGUUGGAUCAUCGACGGAUGUUUCUUGUCCUAUAUGUUCCAAAUUGUUUUCGAAGGAUUCAAUACAGGAACAUGCUUCGUCUUGUGGCGAGGAAGAACAAAUGGUCACAAGAUAUUCCUCCCAAGCGCCUUCCAAGCUAAGAACAUGUGAAAUAUGUGAUAAAGUCAUCAACCUUGAUGAUUAUAGCCUCCAUGUACAGCAGUGUUUGGAUCAAGCAAAAUUGAAUAAUAAAAGAAAAUAAAUUCAUUAUUUGAUUUAAUUAUUAUAUUUUAUUGUUUUUGUUUAUAAGAAGUAUAUCAAACCUCGUUGAAAAUAGUUCGCAUGUAGUUUUAGGUUAUUAUUUUCAAAAGUUGAGUUAAUAGCUGUGUAAUAAUAGCAGCUUUAUAAAAAAGCUUAAUAAAAACUUUAUUUAUCUUACACAAAGGUUGAUCAAAACCUCAAAAUAGACAAUAUUA
Messenger RNA from Diabrotica balteata, 1963 nucleotides. The record is from the annotation of a GenBank genome assembly. Lineage: Eukaryota; Metazoa; Arthropoda; Insecta; Coleoptera; Chrysomelidae.